Knipowitschia caucasica is the source of this 3798-nucleotide messenger RNA. The record is from the annotation of a GenBank genome assembly. Lineage: Eukaryota; Metazoa; Chordata; Actinopteri; Gobiiformes; Gobiidae.
AUGCCUCACACGCAGCGACAGCAGGUUGGCAGUAGGGGGCAGUGCUGGUCCCGCCUGCCCCACCUCUUCCUACUUCUCUUCACCCUCAGAAGCCAGCCAAUCAGAGCAGCCAUACACAUCCCUUCCACCUACCACAUAAGUGAUCUGAAAAAGCCUCCGACGAUCACCACGCAGCCUAAGUCCGUCACUGUUUUCAGCGUUGAGGAUUUCGUGAUGACCUGUGAAGCUUCAGGCAACCCUGCACCCAUUUUUCGAUGGACAAAAGAUGGAGAGGAGUUUGAUCCAGGUGUUGAUCCAGACCUGAAGGUGACUGAGAGCGCGGGUUCAUUUGUUUUCUACACACUGAGUAAAACCAUGGAGUCCCUCAAGAACUAUCAGGCCAAAUACGUCUGUCUGGCGUCUAACGAGCUGGGGACAGCGGUCUCCAACGAGGCCAUACUCAGCAUAGAUGCUCCUCCAAUACAACAGAAAGAGAAAAAGGUUAGUUUAAAGGCGGAGGAAGGCAACAGCAUUGUCCUGAAGUGCAACCCCCCGCAGAGUGCUAUGGAUCCUAUCAUUCACUGGAUGGACUGGAAGCUGCUUCACAUCGCACUAAGUGAACGCGUCAUGCACGGAACCGAUGGAAACUUGUACUUUGCCCAUGUGACCGCUAAAGACAGCAGGAACGACUACACUUGCAACGUCCAGUAUUUGGCAACACGCACCAUUCUGGCCAAGGAGCCCAUCACUCUGACAGUCACCCCCUCCAACGCCGUAGUGCGGAGCAGGAGGCCGCACAUGAUGAGGCCAACAGGAGCCCACAGCUCGUAUCUUGCCCUCAGAGGCGAGUCUCUGGUGCUGGAGUGCCUGGUCCAAGGAUACCCGACCCCUAAAGUGAAAUGGCUGAGGAAGGACGGAGAGCUGUCAGAGUCCCGCUCCACAAUAGAGAUGUUUGACCGUCGCCUUCGCUUCACCAACAUCUCAGAGAGCGACAAUGGAGAGUACCAGUGUAUCGCUGAGAACACACAAGGGAAAAUAGUGCAUACGUACACUGUCUCUGUGGAAGCGGCACCAUAUUGGAUAAAGGAACCCAUGAGUCAGCUGUAUGCCCCGGGUGAAACUGUAAAACUGGACUGUCAGGCAGAUGGUAUUCCCACACCGACCAUCAGCUGGACAAUCAAUGGAACUCCUUUAUCAGCCAUUGACAAGGAUCCCAGACGUGUUUCAGCGGGUGGAUCGCUAACGCUUAAAGAUAUCAACUUUGGCGACACAGCCAUUUUCCAGUGCCAAGCCUCCAACAAGCACGGGACUAUUCUCACCAACACCAAUGUCUAUGUGAUUGAGCUGGACCCACAAAUCCUCACUAAAGACGGUGUUUCGUAUGAGUUUGUGGAAGGCCAGAAGGUACUGCUUGAGUGCGACACCUUUGGCUCUCCCAAACCUACAGUCUCAUGGGAAAGCGAGAGCACGUCCUCCCUGCUGUCAAAUCCCAGAGUCAACCUGCUCACCAACGGGGGGCUCGAGAUCUGGAACGUCACCCACGACGACGAGGGACUCUACUCUUGCUCUGUGGAGAAUACCAACAUGUCAGUCAACGCACAGUUGGAUAUACUCAACAGGACAGUGGUGGUGUCCCCUCCGCAGGACCUCAAAGUGCAGCCAGGUCACUCCGCCACCUUCAGCUGUAUCUCCUUGGUCGACCUCAAGCUCAGACCUCCGUUUAUUCAGUGGAGGAAGAACGAGCAGAAGAUCCAUGAGUCGCACAGUGAUGACAGAUACACGUUUGAGGGCUCAGACUUGAUCAUAUCCAAUGUCCAACAAGUUGAUGAAGGAUCGUACACCUGCCAGGUCAUCACUGAUCUCGAUAUGGCAGAAGCAAGUGGCACCCUCACCCUGUAUGAUCGCCCAGACCCUCCAACUCUCCUUCACAUUACUAAUAAAAAAGAACGGGCUAUGACUCUCAACUGGACCCCUGGAGAUGAACACAAUAGCCCUGUAAUAGAGUACAUUGUGGAGUUUGAGGACCAAGAAGAAAAGGGGGAAUGGGAGGAGCUCAAAAGAGUCGGAGGAACUAAACAUAACACCCGUCUGUCCCUCUGGCCGUACAUGUCCUAUCGAUUCAGAGUGAGCGCCGUUAACGAAGUUGGGAGAAGUGCAGCCAGUAAACCCACUGACACCUAUGAGACACAAGCAGAAGCUCCAGACACUAACCCAGAGGAAGUAAGAAGCGAGUCCGGAGACCCAGAUACUUUGGUCAUCACUUGGGAGGAAAUGGACAAACGUGAUUUCAAUGGGCCUGACUUCCAGUACAGUGUGAUGUGGAGGAGAGUGGUGGGAAGUGGUCCAAACUGGAACACUAACUACACCGCGUUUCCUCCGCUCAUUCUCCGUGACAUCGGAAACUUCUCUGCUUUCGAUAUCAAAGUGCAGGCCGUGAAUAAGGAGGGAAAGGGCCCUGACCCAAAACCUGUCAUCGGAUACUCCGGAGAGGAUGUCCCGCUGGAGGCGCCUCAGGUCGUGGGUGUUUCCCUGGUGAACAGCACAGCCAUCAGAGUGACCUGGGCUCCAGUGGACAAAAACACAGUGAGAGGACACCUGCUGGGAUACAAGAUCCAUUUGACAUGGAAGGGCUCCAGGGCUCACCAUCACAGCCGCAGGUCCAGAGAGCCAGAGACCACGUGGGUGGUGGAGACAGGAGCUAACGAGGAGAAGAAAGUGAUCAACGACCUGAAGCCAUUCUCUCACUACGACCUGGCAGCGACUGUGUUCAACAGCAAGGGAGAGGGACCUCUGUCUGAGACGCUGUCCUUUAAAACGGACGAGGGAGUCCCUGGGCCUCCAAAAUCUCUUACACUGGAGAGCCAUUCAGAAACAGAGAUCACUCUCCGCUGGACCCCGCCUGAGGAGAUGAACGGUGUACUCAUAGGAUAUCUGCUGCAGUACCAUCAGAUUGUGAAGCCCGACGACAGCCCCAUGCUGGUAGAGACCAUCGAUGACCCCACAGUGACCCACCUGACGCUGAAGAACCUGGACCGCAACAGCCACUACAGCUUCUACCUGCGGGGGCGCACCUCUGCUGGAGACGGAGAGUCCAUCAAGAAAGAUGGGGCAACCACACUGGAAGGAGCUCCUCCAGUAAAUGUCAGCGUGUCUGUUGGAGAAUCUUCAGCCAACUUCAGCUGGGUGGCCAAGAAGAGACAUCGCAGCGUCAGCUUUCAGAUCGAAUACCUCAAUAAAAAUGAUGUUUCAGAGUGGAAAAAGGUCGAAAAAGUAGAUUCUUCAUUGCCUUUUUACCAGCUCCGGGGCCUAACACCAGGCUCUCAUUACCGCAUGCGCCUCUCCUACAACAACAGCACCUUCUGGGAGGACGACCUAGACACGGAGGGGACGGCAAUGAUGGAGAGGCAGCCAAAUUUUCCAACUGAGGGGUGGUUUAUUGGCCUCGUAAGCGCCAUCGCCCUGCUGCUGCUGAUACUGCUGAUUCUGUGCUUUAUCAAGAGAAGCAAAGGAGGGAAGUAUUCAGUGAAAGAUAAAGAGGAGGGGCCGAUGGACUCUGAGGCAAGGCCCAUGAAGGAUGAGACGUUUGGAGAGUACAGCGAUCUGGAGGAGAAGCGCACAGCCAGCCAGCCCUCCUUAUGCGAGGAAAGCAAACUGUGCAGUCAGGACAACUUGGACUUCAAUGGCAGCAGCGCCAUCACCACGGAGCUCAACCUGGACGAAUCAUUGGUGAGCCAGUUUAGCCGUCCCAGCGAUGUACCGGACACCAACCUCCAAACCACCAACAACGGCCUGAACAACACCGUCACCAUUCUGGAUUAG